AUUCAUUCAUACACACCCCACCAUCCUCGAGCAUCUAUCCAGCGCUAGUCAUUCCUGACGCCAUACCCGAGCUCCCCUAACUCGCGUGCUGCACGCAACCUCGAGCUUCAACAUGGCGGCUACGAAUGGCGACGCUCCGAAGAUCACGCUCUACACAAAUCACCGCUGCCCGUAUGCGCAUCGUGCGCAUAUUGUGCUGAAGGAGCUGGGACUGCCGUAUGAGGAGGUCAUUAUCGAUCUGGAGAGGCCGAGGGAUCCUUGGUAUUUGGAGGUCAAUCCGCGUGGCCUCGUCCCCUCCAUCAAGUUCAACGGCGAGAUCAUUACCGAGUCCGCCAUCGUCUCUCAAUUCCUCGCUGAUGUAUACCCGUCGCCUCUGCUUCCUGCCACCGGCGGCGUGGACGCCGCCCUGAAGCGCGCACGCAUCAAUUUUUUCAUCGAUACUUGGAAUACGAAGUGCAACAGCUACUGGCUUCAGAUUACGAAGAAGGAUACGGACGAGGAGAAGGAAGCUCUUGCUAAGGAGUUUGUGGGCAUUGUGAGCAAGGAGAUCGAGCCGUUGCUCAAGGAUGCGUCUCCCUUCUUUGGAGGGAGCAGCAAGGUCACCUUGGCCGAGGCCAUCACCGCACCGUUCAUCCUCCGCACCUACGCCUACGCCAAGCACGGCAUCCUCCCGCAAUCUGUCAUCGCGGGCUUCAAUACCCUACCCAACUUCUCAAAGUGGGCCGCCGAAGUCAUCAAGCAAGACAGCGUGACGUACAUAUGGAACGAGGAAACGACCGUGGAGGGAACGAAAAAGAGGAUCGCGAAAAUGAAAGCUCAGAGCAAGUGA
Messenger RNA from Trematosphaeria pertusa, 829 nucleotides. RefSeq names its product thioredoxin-like protein. The record is from RefSeq and is a predicted model, not a curated record. The coding region runs from base 113 to 829 and encodes 238 amino acids. NCBI's taxonomy places the organism in Eukaryota, Fungi, Ascomycota, Dothideomycetes, Pleosporales, Trematosphaeriaceae. The transcript has 3 exons. Gene Ontology annotation, cellular component: cytoplasm.